AUGCAGGAGGCGCUGACGCACCCGGAGUACGGGUACUACAUGCACCGUGACGUGUUCGGCGCGCGGGGCGACUUCGUCACGAGCCCGGAGAUCAGCCAAGUGUUCGGCGAGCUCGUCGGCGUCUGGUGCGCUUCGACGUGGGAGGCGCUCGGGAAGCCGUCCAAGUUUUCCCUCGUGGAGUUGGGGCCGGGACGCGGGACGCUGAUGAGCGACUUGCUGCGCGCGACGUCGAAGUUUAAGGCGUUCACGGCCGCGAUGGACGUGCACAUGGUCGAGGUGAGCCCGAAGCUGCGGGAGAUGCAACGCGAAAAGUUGCGAUGCUCCGGCGGCGGCGGCGGCGGCGGCGGCGGGGAUGCGGGCGCGGCGGCGGCGACGAGCGAACUCAACGGCCGGCCGGUGCGGUGGCACGACACGUUCGACGCGGUCCCCGAAGGCCCCAUCAUCGUGAUCGCGCACGAGUUUUUCGACGCGAUGCCCGUGCAUCAGUUCACGCGCACGGAGCGCGGAUGGUGCGAGAAGCUCACCGAAGCCGCCGCCGCCGCCGACGACGGCGCGUUGGAGCUCGUGCUGUCCCCGGGUCUCACCCCCGCGGGCGCGCUGAUGAUCCCGCGGCGCCUCGACGGCCUCCCCGCGGAGCGAAAGGAGUCCAUCAGGCAGCUGGAGAUCUCCCCGCGGUCGGUCGCGAUCUGGGAACGCGUCGCGGGUCGCCUUCGCGUUCACCCCGGCGCGGCGCUCGCCGUCGACUACGGCUCGGAGGGACCGACGGGGAACACGCUGCAGGCGAUCAAGGACCACAAGUUCGUGGACCUGCUCGCGGACCCGGGGACCGCGGACUUAUCCGCGUACGUCGACUUCGGCGCGAUGCGGAAGGUGAUCGAGGACGGUCCGUCGUUUGCGAGAGACGGCGUGAGGUGUUACGGACCGACGACGCAGCGCGACUUGUUGGGGUCGCUGCAGAUCGGCGCGCGGCUCGAGAGGCUCGUGAAGGAGUGCGGCAGCGAGGAAGAGGCGGAUCGUCUCAUCGAGGGGUGCACGCGGUUGAUGGCCGGGGACGAGGGCGAGGGCGAGGGCGGGAGCGCGGACCCGGGGUUAGGGAUCAGGUACAAAGCGCUCGCGAUGGUGAGCAAAGGCGUGGGCGCGCCCGUCGGGUUCGUCGAGUGA
Molecule: messenger RNA, 1161 nt
Organism: Micromonas pusilla CCMP1545
Lineage: Eukaryota; Viridiplantae; Chlorophyta; Mamiellophyceae; Mamiellales; Mamiellaceae
Exons: 4
Coding region: 1-1161 (386 amino acids)
Biological process (GO): mitochondrial respiratory chain complex I assembly
Cellular component (GO): mitochondrion
Molecular function (GO): protein-arginine omega-N symmetric methyltransferase activity
Source: RefSeq, a predicted model, not a curated record